Molecule: messenger RNA, 1038 nt
Organism: Heterostelium album PN500
Lineage: Eukaryota; Evosea; Eumycetozoa; Acytosteliales; Acytosteliaceae
Exons: 2
Coding region: 1-1038 (345 amino acids)
Cellular component (GO): nucleus; cytoplasm
Molecular function (GO): heat shock protein binding
Source: RefSeq, a predicted model, not a curated record
AUGGAUACACAACAACAAAAGCAAACAGCAACAAAACAACAGAAACAGAAAUCGAUUAUCGAUGAUGCCGAUAAAGACUUUUAUGAGAUUUUGGGUGUAGCCAAGACAGCAUCAGAUUCAGAGAUCAAGAGAGCCUACUAUAGAUUGGCAAAGGAGGUACAUCCCGAUAAGAACGACACAGACGAAGCGAAAGAACAGUUUCAGAAGCUCGCCAGAAUCUAUAAUAUUUUGAAGGAUCCAAAGACAAGAGAGUUCUACGAUGAACACGGUGACACUGAAUCAACUGAUUUGGGUACAUUCUCUGGCAAGGAUCUCUAUGAGGCAUGGUUGAAGCAAUACGAUAUAGUGCGUUUGACAGAGGAGAAGAUUGCUGACUUCUUCAGUCAGAUUGAGAAUGAGAAGAAACACAGAGGUGUUCAAGUUAGUACUGAAGAAGAGAAAGAUCUAAUCGAUUUCUAUAACAAGAAGAAAGGUGAUAUGAAACUAAUCAAAGAAUAUGUAUUCAAUUGUGAAAAAAAGAGUGAUGUAGUUAGAAUGUGUGAUCAUUUAAAUCAACUGAUAGAAUCAGGCAAACUUCAAUCAUAUCCAAUGUUUUCUAAAACUGCAACACUUUCAAAGAAAUCAACUACAACAACAACUACCACUACUACUGUAAAAUCAAAUACUAAACCAACAAAUAAGAAAGAAACAACUAAUAAUAAUAAUAAUAAGAAAAAAGCUAAAGUUGUAGUGGAUGAGGAAGAAGAAGAAGAAGAGGAUGAGAAUGUCGAUGAUUUAGAUGAUAUGAUGAGUGAAGAUGAUUUAGCAGAUGACGAUGCUUAUGAAAACGAUGACUAUGAAGAAGAAGAAGAUGAAGAAGAUAUUAAAGUUACUAGUAAUAAAAAGAAAUCACAUUCAAUGGCAGCCAACAAUAAAAAAUCAACAAAGUCAUCAUCUAAACCCAAUGUUGGGAAGAAAGCAACCACUCCAAAGAAAUCAAUGAAAAGAUCACAAAGUGCAAAGAGUGCAGUUAAAGCAAAAUCAUCUGCAAAUAAAUAA